Eruca vesicaria subsp. sativa (arugula) is the source of this 1272-nucleotide messenger RNA. The record is from the annotation of a GenBank genome assembly. NCBI's taxonomy places the organism in Eukaryota, Viridiplantae, Streptophyta, Magnoliopsida, Brassicales, Brassicaceae.
UUACAGUGUAGCCUGUAGUAGAUAGGAACCACCACCACCCAACCCGACACCUGACGGAAACGAUUCGCCGGAGCCUCUUCAUGGCGCAACUAAUACGACCAAUACGGCAACUCUCGCCUCAUUAUCACCACCAUUUUCGCAACCUCCGCCACUUAUUAUCCAAAAAGCUUCCCCUAAACCCACCUUCUUCAACCCCUUCUCUCCUUCUCCUCCUCUCACCUUCUUUCUCCACCGCAAGAUCUCCACCUCGUCGGCGAAUUCGCCGUCCCGCUCCACCUGAAGCUCUCGCUCCUACAACUCUCGUCGCCGAAGACGGUGGUGAAAGCGAUGAGUCUGAAUCCGAGUCGUCGAGGAGUAGAAACCAGCGGAAGCGUGACGCUCGCCGCGCUGUUAAGUGGGGUAUGGAGUUAGCUUCCUUCUCUAGUGAUCAGAUUAAGAGGGUUAUGAGAGCGGCUUCGCUUGGCGAAGAGGUUUACGAUGCGUUGAUGCUUGCUAAGAAACUAGGCGCUGAUGUUAGAGAAGGGAAGCGUAGACAUUUUAACUAUAUUGGGAAGUUGUUGCGUGAAGUUGAACCUGAUUUGAUGGAUACUCUGAUUAACGCUACCAAUCAGGGUGAUCUCAAAAGGAUUCAGGCGCUGAUUGAUUCGGCAAAGGAUGGUGCGGAAGAUGCUGGAGUUGGUGAUUUUGAUGAUUCGGAAACAGAGUCGGAAGAUGAAGGAGAGAGCUCAGAGGAGUAUAUGGCUAUAGCUGCGAGAUGGUUUGAUGGCCUGGUCAGUCAAAAUGUGGAACUCACAAAAGAAGUUUAUUCUCUUCAGAGUGUUGAUUUCGAUAGACAGGAACUGCGUAAACUUGUUCGGAAAGUACAGUUGGUUCAUGAGCAGAGGAAAGAAGCAACCCCGGAGAAGCAAAAAGAAGUAGAUGCAGCAUUGGUGAUGGCUGAAAAGUCUCUGAAUCGUUUUCUUCAUUCCAUGGCGAAACAAAUGCAGAGUGAGGAGAGCGAGUUGUUCUUAUGAGUAAAAAAAAAAACAUAUUUGUUGAUCAAUGUAUACCGAUUAAACCGAAUCCAAACCGAAACGAUCGAAUUUUUUGUUCGGUUUGCUUGAUUUGGUUAAACUGCCAAGACUAACUUUAGCUUAUCAGUUAUCAUGAUCUUCUUUUCUCCUUUUUGUACUUUUUUUGUUUUCUUUCUUUUUACAGCACACGUUUUUGCGUUUCUUGUCAUCUAUCCAUCAAUGUUAUCCUAAUAGGACACAUCAUUUGUCAUCAAAAACC